Messenger RNA from Myxocyprinus asiaticus (Chinese sucker), 8306 nucleotides. RefSeq names its product nuclear receptor coactivator 2-like. Gene Ontology annotation, biological process: cellular response to hormone stimulus; positive regulation of transcription by RNA polymerase II. Gene Ontology annotation, cellular component: nucleus. NCBI's taxonomy places the organism in Eukaryota, Metazoa, Chordata, Actinopteri, Cypriniformes, Catostomidae. The transcript has 22 exons. The record is from RefSeq and is a predicted model, not a curated record. The coding region runs from base 623 to 5116 and encodes 1497 amino acids. Gene Ontology annotation, molecular function: protein dimerization activity; nuclear receptor binding.
GACACCUUUGUGCUUUAUUGCUGCUGGUAAGCUCUGGCUUUCUGCCAUGUAGUCACUGAGCGUGGAGACGACUAGCCAUUUGAGGCUUGUGCUGUGUGGGAGGAAAGAAAGAAAGAAAUAUUUGAGAAUUUAACUCGGUGUAGUUUUGUAUAGUCUGCUGGUGACAGGUGAGAUAAACACUUGAAAGAUCAAUGUAGACUACUGUACAAUUUCAUAUUCUAAUGUUAUUGGGGAUUUUCCCCAUUAUGUUUCACAGUCGAAGUGAGGCAUAUUCUCAUAUAUACUCUAUAUUUGACGGUUAGAGACGUGGAUUGAAGAGUCAUAUUUAAGGUAUAUGAUUUUGACUGCAAAUAUUAAAAUAGGCUGUUUAGGAAUGACAUUCAUCACUAUUAUUUGUGACUACACUGUGACUUAAUCAGGUCAUUCAUUUUCUGAGGAACAACUGAGAAAUCACGGUGUCCUGCUGGGAACAAUGUGGAGCAAUAUGUUUGGAAAGCAUCGAUGUUUGUAUGUGGAAUGAUUGAGAGACGUGAAGAAUGCCCAAAGAUUUCCACUGCUCCCAUUGCUGCAGAAAUGCCCUGAGGCCGAGUCUGGACUGAAGCCAAGGUGAAAUGCAUUGAGGAUGAGUGCUGUCGGGGAAAACUCAUCUGACCCUGCCAGGUCAGAGGCUCAGAAGCGCAAGGAAUGUCCCUCCGACCUCCUGGGCCCAAGUCCCAAACGAAGCACUGAGAAACGUAAUCGGGAGCAUGAAAAUAAAUACAUAGAGGAGCUUGCCGAGCUGAUCUUCGCAAACUUUAAUGACAUUGACAACUUUAAUGUCAAGCCUGACAAAUGUGCAAUCCUGAAGGAAACCGUCAAACAGAUUCGUCAAAUUAAAGAACAAGAAAAAGCUGCUGCAGCCAAUGAGGAUGAAGUACAGAAGGCUGAUGUGUCGUCGACAGGCCAAAGUGUUAUUGACAAAGACGCCCUUGGACCAAUGAUGCUGGAGGCCUUAGAUGGGUUCUUCUUUGUGGUGAACAUGGAGGGGAACAUCGUGUUUGUGUCAGAGAAUGUGACACAGUACCUGCGGUAUAAUCAGGAAGAGCUGAUGAACACCAGUGUGUACAGCGUCCUGCAUGUGGGAGACCAUAAUGAAUUCGUCAAAAACCUCCUGCCCAAGUCACACGUGAACGGAGUGCAGUGGUCCAGCGAGAAUCCUCGGCGGAACAGCCACACCUUCAACUGCCGCAUGCUCGUGAAUCCUCACAGCGAGGCCGAAGAGAUGCAGGAUCAUGAGGCACAGCAGAAAUAUGAGACCAUGCAGUGUUUUGCUGUGUCUGAACCAAAGUCCAUCAAGGAGGAGGGAGAGGAUUUCCAGUCAUGUCUGAUCUGCGUAGCGCGGCGAGUACCCAUGAAAGAGAGACCCAUGCUCCCCACGCACGAGAGCUUCACCACCCGCCAAGACCUCCAAGGUAAGAUCACCUCGCUGGACACCAGUCUUUUACGAGCAUCUAUGAAGCCAGGCUGGGAAGAUUUGGUGAGGAGGUGCAUUCAACGCUUUCACCUGCAGAACGAUGGAGACAUGUCAUUUGCUAAGCGACAUCAGCAAGAAGUGUUAAGGCAUGGACAGGCCUUCAGUCCCAUCUACCGGUUUUCCUUGUCCGACGGGACCAUCGUCUCUGCUCACACCAAGAGCAAGCUGGUUCGCUCAUCUGCCACCAAUGAGCCGCAGCUCUACAUGUCCCUGCACAUCUUACAGAGGGAGCAGCCUGUCUGUGGCAUGAACCCAGAUCUUGGAGCUGCUCAGGCUAUGGGCAAACCCAUAAACCCUAUGAGCUCACCCAACACAGCUGGUUCCUCUGGGGGCCCCCAGGGGCAGGACGGCACUGUCAGUAGCAACACCUCCAUCUUCCCCUCCCCUGGUGGCCAGAAGGAGCCUGGUGCCAUCGGCCCCAUGCAGGGCCACCGUUUCGGUUGCCCAGGGACUAUGAGCUACUCUGCAACCAUGCAGGCGGCCACCCCUCAGGGCAGUGGCUAUCCACUGAAGCUGAGUAGCCCAUCUCAGGGCAGUCCGGGCAUGCUGUCUCCACGCCACCGCGCCAGUCCUGGACUGGCAGGCUCGCCCCGCUUGCCUCCGCCCCAGUUCUCUCCAGUGGGCAACCUGCAUUCACCUGUAAGCAUGUGUAAUAGCAGUACGGGUGGCAACGGUGGGGCAGGUGGUAACCAUGGUUACACAAGCAGUUCCCUUAAUGCCCUACAGGCGCUGAGCGAGUGCCACGGUGUGAGCCUCGGCCAAUCACUGGGCUCACCCGAUAGGAAGUUGGGGUCACCAGCUGGAGUGGGCGUCAAUCCUCACCUACUGAACAAAAUGGGAGCCUCUGAAUCAUUUGGAGAGCAGGGCCAAUCAGAGCCAGGCAUUGCAGGACAGGACAACGACAUUGAACAGCCAAAAGAUGAAAAGGGCAGCCUCGGCCAGUUUAACAACCUUGACGGUAGUGACCCGCAAAACCGUCUACGUGACAACAAAGGCCAUACUAAACUCUUACAGCUCCUCACCACUAAAACUGAGCCGAUCGAGUCCACCUCACCCCCUCUAGGGGCCGGCGGAGAUCCUGGCUGUAAGGACCCUGGGAAUGGUGGCAUGGGCCCACAAGCUGGAGCCGGAGCUGGGUCACAUGCUACCUCCCUAAAAGAGAAGCACAAGAUUCUUCAUAGACUUCUUCAGAACAGCUCGUCGCCCGUUGAUCUGGCCAAACUCACAGCCGAGGCCACGGGGAAGGAGCUUUGUCAGGAUUCUGCGGGUAGAGGGACAAAUGUGGCAGAUUUGGCCAUUAAACAGGAGCCCAUCAGCCCUAAGAAGAAGGACAACGCUUUGCUGCGCUACCUACUGGAUAAAGAUGAUAACGUACUCAGGGACAAAGGCAUCAAGAUGGAGCCUGGAGAGAUAAAGGUGGAGGGCGGUAAGAUGCCUGGAAUCAAAACUGAGAAAACCGAUGGCGGGUACGACCGAGCGGAGCCGUCGAGCGAGCUUGACGAUAUCCUGGAUGAUCUGCAGAACAGUCAGCCGGGUCUGUUCUCAGAGCCUCGGCCCGUUUCUCUGCCUGCUGCCGUGGACAAGCAGUCAAUCAUCAAUGACAUCCUGCAGAUGACCGGAGAGGGUGGAGCCACUGGCAUGGGCCCCCAGCAACAGAGAGCACUACAAGCUGUGGGCCAACAGAAUUUUGGUGGUCCACGGCCAGGUCAGCCGGGAAGAGCUCCGCCGGUGAGAAGUGUGUCUUUGGAUAUGAACAUGCCAGGUAAAGGUGCUCAGGGUCAGUACCCUUUGAUGAGGAACAACAGCCCCUACACACUCAUGCAGCAGCAAGGCAUCAUGGGAAACCACAGUAUCAUGCCUAAUCAGCCCAACAUGGUCAAUGCAGGAGUCAUGGAGAAUAAUGGUCCUCGUGUAGGUAUGCAGCAGGACAGUUGGGGUGCGCAGGGUCCUGGUCCCAUCAGUGGUGCGGCCUCGCCCGCCACAGCUGCUCCCACUGGCCAGCACUCUCUCCAGCAGGGGGCGCUUCAUGCUCGCUUGGUGCCCAACUCUGUCACAGGCAUACCCAUGAGACCCAACAGCCAACCUGGACCUAGACAGAUGCUUCAGUCCCAGAUGAUGCCAAAUGCCCAGUCAAACAUGGGCAUGGCUGGCCACCAGUUUCCCCAGCAACAGGCACCGCCCAAUCAGACAGCUCCAUGGCCAGACAGUGUACUGCCUAUAGAGCCGGUGCCAUUUGGGAACCAGAGCAGUUCCAUGUACAGCAGUCCUCAGGAGGAUGUUCUGUGUCCUGCAGCCACUGAGGGUCCGGCUGAUGAGGGGGCUCUCCUCAGCCAGCUCUACACUGUACUUAAAGAUUUCGACGGCCUGGAGGAGAUUGACCGUGCACUGGGCAUCCCUGCACUCGUACAGGCCCAGCCGGUGGAGCAGGAUCAGUUCCCUGGUCAGGACCCCGGCAUGAUGAUGGAUCAGAAGCCCCCCAUGUACAGCCAACAGCAGUAUGCCGCCUCUCAGGCCCACAUGCAGCAGGGUGGAUACUCGCCCAUGCAGGACCCUAACUUCCAUGGCAUGACGGGACAGAUUGGGCAGAGGCUGGGGCAUCCCAUGCUCCGCAUGCAGGCCAGACCAGGACUCAGGCCCACCGGUGUCGUACCCAACCAACCCAAUACACUCAGACUGCAGCUUCAGCACAGGCUACAAGCACAGCAGAAUAGGCAGCCUAUGAUGAAUCAGAUGACUGGAGUGUCAAGCAUGAACCUACCUCUAAGACCCAACGUCCCGAAUCAGGGGACAAUCAACGCUCAGAUGCUGGCCCAGCGGCAGAGAGAGCUGCUGAGUAAUCACUUACGCCAACGUCAGCUGGACCAACAGCGACAGCAGCAGCAGCAGCGCAGCAUGGUCAUGCGAGCCCAGGGCCUCAACAUGCCGCCCAACAUGGCCGCAGCAGGCAUGAACAACCCUCGGAUUCCUCAGGCCAACCCCCAGCAGUUCCCCUAUCCGCCCAACUACGGUACAGGACUGGCCUCGCCACCCCCCUCCACCAGCCCCUUCUCCCCCAGUUCCCCCAACCUCCCCACCCCCCAGCUCCUCUCCCACAGCGCCAUGCAUGGCUCUCAGAUGAGUCUAGCUAACCAGGGGAUGCUGGGCAGUCUGAGCGGACAGUUUGGGGCUGUUAUGAGCCCACAAAUGCAGCACAGUGCCUUUCAGUUCCCCAGCUCAGGUAUGAGUCAGCAGUCGGAUGGUGGGUUCGGUGGUGCCGCCACCCCUCAGAGCCCCCUGAUGUCUCCUAGGAUGGGCCACGCCCAGAGUCCCAUGAUGCAACAGGCGCAAGGCAACACUUCUUUCCAGUCCUCCCCUGAUAUGAAUGGCUGGACACAGGGCAACAUGAAUGCCAACAGUAUGUUCACUCAGCAGUCAUCAACUCAGUUUGGCCAGCAGGCCAACAACAACAUGUACAACGGUAACGGCAUGAACCUCAAUGUGUCCAUGCCCACCAACUCGAGCAACAUGGCCCAAAUGGGCAACCAGAUAAACAUGAGCUCUAUGAACUCUGGACCUGCGGGGGGGAUGUCCAACAUGGGCCCUGAACAGCAGAAGUAUUGUUGACCCUGGGCAGAUGACGUCCCAAUGCAGUAAACAGUGUAUGAAGACUUUUCAUGAGUGAUUUCCAGCUGCAGCGUGGUUAAAAAGAGUUUGUGGAGUGAUGCUGUGCUAUUUAAGCUGCUAUCAGGGGCGGGACGGGUCUUUAGAGGUCCUGCCCCCUACUGGACAUCUAUAGAGGAUGCAUCAGGGGAACUGGAGCUCAGAGGGGAUGGACUCUCUCUCACAAACACAUUCACACACUGACACGGAUCUUCUGGACCUUGAGCUACCCCCUCUCCCCCACCCUACCCAGUCAAGCACGGCCUUCUCUCUCAUACACGCACUGCAAGCCCUUUCUGUCAGUCUGACUUAGGUCUCCCCUGAAAAAGACUCAGUAACAGUGGCAUCGGAAUCCUUGUCUCCCAUGAAUGUAUUCCUCCCUCUUUUUCUCUCUCGAUUUCUUCUGGACUUCAGGCUGUUCUUAACAGACAUUCUUUAACCCACCCAUCUUCGGUCUAACUCCUUUCCUGACGUUCCAAAGUAGGCAAGGAGAAUGCAUUUGAAAUCUGUGUUCAAAAAUUCAGCCAUUUUGCCUUUUUUAUUUUAUUCUCUUUUGUUUCAGAGUACAAAUAAAGAUAGAAUGAUGUUGAAAUGUCUUCUACAUAGAUUAUGAGAGAUGACGGUUUGUAAAAUUAGACAUAAUUUAGAGGUUUAUUGUGUAGUAAAUUAAGUUUUAUUCUAAUGUAUAGUUUCUUUUUUAACAGUGUAGAUUUCUUUAAAAAGCGUCAAUGAGAGUGGUGAAAAAUCACUCAUAAGAAAUGGAUUUUAUUUUACUUGGUCCAGUAGUUUCAGAGAAAACGAUUUUUAAACGUGUUGUUAGAAAAUGAAAUGCUGGUAGAUUGUAAUUUGUAAUUGUUUCGUAUGAUAUUUAUUUUUUGAUUUUCAAUAUGUUUUCCCCCUCCUCCUCCUCCCCCCAAACUGUUUCAGAACAGUUCCUGAACUGUUUCAGGAACAAGAGCGGCGUUUCUUAAGCGUGUGUAUUCAUUUGAUGUGAAAAUGAGGAAGGCAGGGAGCAUGUGCUGUUUCUAAUGGUACUGAAGAGGGGGAGCUGGGGUGCAGUGGUCCUUCUUUUCCUGGGUGGGCUUUGGGAGGGUGCUGUGUGUACAGUGUACAGAUACUCGCUUGCUUCUAAGCCUUUAGCCAGGAGCCCCGCAGGAGGAACACAACACAGCCAUAAACUCAACACUGAAGCGUGCUUUCUUUGUUGUGUGGUGUCACAUGCUUCAUGCCAGAUGCUAGAUACAACCAGAAUCCGGUGUGUGUAAGAAAAGACAACAAGCAAUAAAUAUUACUUGAGAUUUUUUUCCCCCUUUGUUUUGUUUUGUAAUUUUUGUACAGGAUAUUUCAGGAGACACAUUUUUCCUCACCGGUUCAAACUCAGUAUUAAAGACGGACAAUUUUUUAAUGUGGGUUAUAUUUUGAGAAAAACAAGAAUUGAAAACAAGAUGUCCAAAUCUACAUGUUCCUCAGUGACAAGCAGGUUUUCAUAGUGGUGUAGCCAAAAAUAAAGCAGCAUUGAUGUUUUACGUGGCUAUUUUGACAUUCACACACAGUGUACCUCUGGGCCUCAAACGGAUUUGGCAACCUCGGGAUCAACAGUCAGGCUGUUUACUUGGACCCUCAAUUCACAUAUCUCCGGAUUGCAUCACUACAUACAUGUAAACUGUACGCUCUUGAAGCUGUAAUGUACGCAAAACAGUCAUUCAUGCAUUCUAUUUGAGAACAAAGCCAAAUUUCCUUGCCUUUUAACUGAUUGAUAGACUUACACAUACCAAUUUCAUUUUGUUCUUGUACCAUGUCUGCACACAGGUUGUAUCGGGGUUAGAUUGUCAGCCUUUCGCUUUCGCUGAAAAUAUCACCAUGUCAUCUCUGUUUUUAAGCUGGUUUAAGUAUAUAAUGUAUGUACCAGCAGAAAAUUAAAUUUGCAAUGACUCAGCUCUAUCAUUAUACGCUGAAGGUGCCGUGGUUGUGUACGUUGGUGUAGCUUUAGCUUUCACUUUUGAACACUGUAAAUACAAGUUUGAUUUCGCAUCAUUUGGGGUGAAGUGUUCACUCUGCCCACUGCUCAAAAGUUCCUGAAAGUUUCAGAAACACACUUGCCGUUUUAACAAAACUUGCCGAGUUAAAAAAAAAAAAACUUGAUUUAAUGAUUCAUAUUCUGUUUGAUGAAACAAAUUCUAUUUGGCACUCAUUUCACAAGCUUCUUUAAUCACAAUUUUGAUGAAUGUUGGAUGCCUUGGACAAGGACUGACAUCCAGAAACCAUAUUGGAGAAUAGCCAGUCGCACAUGUACCACUACCCUCUGCAAAGUCCAAAGAUUGUCAAGAUUUUGAACUUAAAUAUAAGCCAUGAUGUGAAGGUGGUGCAGAGUUUUUUUUAGUGCAAAAGAGCCAUUUGUCCUAAAAAAAUAAAAAAAAAAUAAAAAAAGAUAUAACUUGAAUUGUAACAGCUAUGAUUGAAUUUCCUAAAAUGAUUUGUCUUUACUUUUUGAUUUCUUUUUUCUGGGACUUUCAAUGUCUUUUUGUAUAGUCUGCCAAUUUCUUAGAGCUAAAUGCAAGAACCUUGAAAUGCUAAAACUUAGCAUAUUGCCUUAGAUCUGUUCUACUGUCUUGUAUAUUACAAAAGUCGUCUGUAUUAUAUUUGUAUAGUGAAUCAUUGACAGGAUCCACCUAAUUCAUUACUGCUUAUCCAUGUCUUUUGCUGGAUACCUUACAUAUUCCCCCUCUCUCCUCCUUGUUUCAAUAUUGCUCAUUUUCCAUGUUUAGUUUGUGAUCAGUUGUGGGUUUUAUUAUUUGUACAGUCAUGAUUUUACCCUCUCAGUUAUGUGUGAGAAUGAAGAUGAUGCAAUGGGAAAUCGAAGCAAUAUGUAAUUUAUAAGGACUUUUUUUUUGGAGGAAGCUUACAGUGUUGCGUGCUCCUGAGAUGUUUUUUUUUUUUUUUUUUUCUCAGUUGUGGUCACAUGAAACAUCCCUGUUCAUCCGCAUCGAUGUGUGUAAUCUUAGUGUGAGCCUUUUAUGCAAAGUUAGAUAUACCGAGAGAAAUUUAAAUACAGUUAUGCAAGUUGUCAACUAAUAUGGCUUUGCUGAUGCUAUUUGAUGUUGAAUCAAAUUGAAUUGUAAAUAAAGAAUUCUGUUAUUGCAACAUUUAAAAAUGA